GCUUCCGGUUUUACGUCACAAAAGAAGAAACCAUAGUCGAAGUCAGCUGUCAAAUCGUCACACAUAGUUUUACUUUCCGCAUUUUAACAGGAUGAAGUUCAAGUUUAGGGAAGAGCACACAUUCGAACAAAGAAAAGCAGAAUCAACAAAAAUAAAAGAUAAAUACCCAGAGAGAAUACCUGUGAUAGUAGAAAAAGAUCCAAAGUCUCACAUACAAGAUAUAGACAAAAGAAAAUUCCUUGUACCUAAUGACAUUUCUGUAGCUCAGUUUAUGUGGAUUAUCCGAAAAAGAAUUCAACUGCCAUCGGAGAAAGCUAUCUUCUUGUUUGUUGGCAAAGUCUUGCCACAAUCCAGUGCAAGCAUGGGACAAGUUUACGAAGAACAUAAAGACGAUGAUGGUUUCUUAUACAUUGCUUAUAGUGGAGAAAAUACAUUUGGAUGUUGAUUUUAUGACUUAACCAAGGACCUUCCUGGAACGAUAAUAAAUUAAAUGUGAAAAUUUUGGAAAAAUUACUUUUUGGGAGAUUUUCAAUGGAAUGUCAAAUAUUUUGUUGCAGUUAUUCAAAUAUUGACAAUUUUGAAAUAAAUGUCAAAAAUUAUGAAACAUGUAAAAACUCUUUUUCAAAAAAAAUUUGGUAUUUCUAAAGUGUAACAUUGAACGUUGUCAUUUACCCAUUUUGGAAUAAUUUUUAAGAAUAAUAAUUUCCUGAUAUAUAUAUACUACCUGUAACAUAAAAUGAAGAAAGUUUCACAUUGGUUUUUCCGUGUUAAUUCUAUUGUGCUAGGCAUUCGAAUUCACCAGAUCAUACUUUAGAAUCAAUGUGUUUGGUAUUGUGAAGCUAGAUUAUUUUUGACAGAUCCACCUGUAUAAUACAUGUAUAAGAAAUGACACUAGCCAUGAAUUUUUGUUAUUUAAUUUUAUUAGAUCAAGGGUGUUUUAUGUACUACCAGUGAAUCAUAAGGUAUUAUGGGUAUUUUUCAUUAUAUAUCAUAUACAAUGUAGGCUACUAUUUCGUGACAUAAUUUAUUUAACUGAACAACAUGAUACAUGUGAUGCUUUCGUAUAACUUUUUCAAGUACCAGCUAUAAACAUGAUAAAACCAACAAGUUUAUAACCUAAUUUAUUUAGAAUUGGCUGCUGAAAAACAGUAUUAAUUGUGUUUUCUGGACAUUCUGCUGCUUCUAGUAUGAACAGUUUUUAUUUAAACAUUUUUUUUUGUGAAUUUUUAAGAAAAACUUGGGACAUACUCAAGAAUGUAAUUGUUUGAAAAAAAAGUGCACAGAAACUGACAAAUACAAAUCUUUAUGAUUAGAUUAAGAAAGUUUGAUCAAAAACAAUUGUAAUUUCACCAUACAAAUAGUUAUUGUGUAUUAAAACAAAUAGGGCAGCCAUUUUCUGUUUUGUACAAUACCACUUUGGUUUUCAAAUUUAGCGUUGCUUUUCUACUUUUCUUCCACUAUAUUGACUGAUUUCAUUGAUAGAACAAGCCGAACUGUACUGUAUAUAUGUUUAUAUAUGUGAUAAUGUGUGAAUGUUGUAUGAUAAUAAAUGAAUUUGCACUUUAAAACAAAGUACUUUAAAACAAAAAAAAGAAAAUAGCUUUGCUUUUAUGAAGACGCUUUAUGCCAGAAAAAAAUUAUAAAAACAAACACCACCUUUUUUAGAUGAAAUUUUCAUUGACUAUUUUAAAGUAAGGGACAAUAAUGAUCAACAAUACUAAUACUUCAAAUAUUGUAUGGUCACUGUAUAUCCCAGAUAGUCUAUAUAUGUUUUAAUUUUCAAAGAUUUUAGCCAAGAACUGCAAUACUUGAACCUUAAUUCUUAAUUACAUAUAUAGAAAACUAGAAAUAUGUUUCGUUAUGGAACUUUUAUACUUUUACAUGAAUGUGUUGAAUGUAUAAAUUUUAUUGUGUUAAAUUGUUAAACCUGUAUCAUGAUAAUAAAGUAUGGUGCAAUUAA
Mytilus californianus (California mussel) is the source of this 1960-nucleotide messenger RNA. Its product is annotated as gamma-aminobutyric acid receptor-associated protein-like 2. Gene Ontology annotation, biological process: cellular response to nitrogen starvation; macroautophagy; autophagosome assembly. NCBI's taxonomy places the organism in Eukaryota, Metazoa, Mollusca, Bivalvia, Mytilida, Mytilidae. Bases 92 to 445 code for a protein of 117 amino acids. The record is from RefSeq and is a predicted model, not a curated record. The transcript has 4 exons. Gene Ontology annotation, cellular component: autophagosome; autophagosome membrane; cytosol. Gene Ontology annotation, molecular function: ubiquitin protein ligase binding.